Molecule: messenger RNA, 333 nt
Organism: Chaetura pelagica (chimney swift)
Lineage: Eukaryota; Metazoa; Chordata; Aves; Apodiformes; Apodidae
Product: chromosome unknown open reading frame, human C16orf91
Exons: 2
Coding region: 1-333 (110 amino acids)
Source: RefSeq, a predicted model, not a curated record
AUGCCGCUUUCUGCGCAGACCGGCAGCAGGGCCUCCCAGCGCCGCGUUCCGCCCCGUCAGCUCUGGGAAGCGGGCGGGGGCGCCAUCCCCUUCUCCGGCAGCAAGGCCAGCCCGCGGGUGUGGAGCGUCGGCCGGUCCAUGGGCAGCGACCACGAGCGGCCGUGGGCGAAGGUGCUGCCGCUCAGCCUGCUGUGCGUGGGGCUGCUGCUCUGGUGCGUGCUCAGGGAGAAAACGGAGCUGGACGAGCGGCUGGAAGCGGCGUUCGCCGGGCAGGUCGCGGACCCCUCGGAUGCGGCCCCGGAAAGCCCCGCUCCGCUGCGGGGCCGGGAGUAG